AUGGCAGUGGAAUGGGAAAGUCCUGGAAGAGUAAUCGUCAGCACAAAUAAGAUUUUAGAUUUGAUCCCAAGUUCUUUUAUGUAUACAGAUUACAUGGGCAAUUUCUACAGAUUACUUAUCCGCGAUGACGGUUGUGCCCAGUACUGGAGGCUCUACGGUAUAUACGUACAUCAUCUAAUUCAUCAAGAUAUCGGAUCCGGUUAUCCAUUGAAUAGGCUUUCCAUGUUGGAUCCGAGGAAGAAGGGCUGCAUGAUGGAAAAGAAGAUUCAUUUUUCUAGCUGGGCAUCCAAUAAGGUCCGCUACAUGUAG
Sclerotinia sclerotiorum 1980 UF-70 is the source of this 309-nucleotide messenger RNA. RefSeq lists its product with no specific name. The transcript is spliced from 5 exons. The coding region runs from base 1 to 309 and encodes 102 amino acids. The record is from RefSeq and is a predicted model, not a curated record. Lineage: Eukaryota; Fungi; Ascomycota; Leotiomycetes; Helotiales; Sclerotiniaceae.